Messenger RNA from Ziziphus jujuba (common jujube), 1713 nucleotides. Its product is annotated as probable glycerol-3-phosphate acyltransferase 3. Gene Ontology annotation, cellular component: membrane. The transcript is spliced from 2 exons. Lineage: Eukaryota; Viridiplantae; Streptophyta; Magnoliopsida; Rosales; Rhamnaceae. The coding region runs from base 24 to 1604 and encodes 526 amino acids. The record is from RefSeq and is a predicted model, not a curated record. Gene Ontology annotation, molecular function: glycerol-3-phosphate 2-O-acyltransferase activity; phosphatase activity. Gene Ontology annotation, biological process: cutin biosynthetic process.
AAAACCAAACCAACAAAGAGAAAAUGGCUCCAAAAUAUUAUGGUUUGGAAGCUCUGUUCUUCAUGGCCAAAACCCUUUUCCCAAAAAGAGCCAACCAAUUCAGUCUGCAAAAGAAGGUGGUCAAACCCAAUAAACUACUCCAUAAAAUUUCAUCAGGAUUACUUCCAGAUGGUAAGCAAGCUCUGGUAUUUCAAAUGGAGGGAGCAUUGUUAAAGUCAUCUUCAAUCUUUCCUUACUUCAUGCUUGUGGCGUUUGAAGCUGGUGGGCUUUUAAGAGCUCUCAUUCUGUUCCUGCUAUACCCUUUUGUAUGUUUGGCUGGUGAAGAUUUGGGGAUGAAGGUUAUGGUAUUUGUUUGCUUUGUGGGGAUCAAAGCAAAAGGUUUCAGAGUUGGAAAAGCUGUAUUGCCCAAGUUCUUCUUGGAAGAUGUUUCCAAUGAAGGAUUUGACAUGGUGAUGAUGACGAGGUUUGGGAGAAAAGUUGGAGUUACUAAUUUGCCUAGAGUUAUGGUGGAUGGCUUUUUGACCGAUUACCUUGGUGUUGAUGCUGUAUUGGGAAGAAACUUGAAGGUGGUUUCUGGGUAUUUUGUGGGUUUGAUGGAGGAAAGCAAAGCUGAUAAUAAGGUUUUGGAUAAGAUACUUGGGGAAGAGAAAUUUGGUUCCGGUAUUAUAGGAAUUGGUAGCUUCAACAAGGCACUUGAUCAGCAACUCUGUUCUCGUUGCAAGGUUGUUCACUUGGUAAGUGAGGUUGAGAAGAGGAGCUCGAAAGUGCUUCCAAGGGAGAAAUACCCAAAGCCCUUGAUAUUCCAUGAUGGAAGAUUGGCUUUUAGACCAACUUUACUAGCCUCAUUGGUAAUGUUUUUAUGGAUUCCAUUUGGGUUUUUACUUUCAAUAAUCAGAAUUUCUAUCGCUGUACUUCUUCCCCUUAACAUAUCUCUUCCUAUCUUAACCUUUAGUGGAAUGAGAAUAACCCAAUUCUCAAAACCCAAUUCCAUUCCCACCCAAUUCGAAAUUGCCCCCAAAAAACCAAAUAGCAGUACACUCUAUGUAUGCAACCACAGAACUCUGAUUGAUCCAAUCUAUGUCUCAAUGGUUCUUGGGAAACCUCUCACAGCAGUCACAUACAGCUUAAGCAGAGUCACUGAGCUUAUUUCACCAAUCAAGACGGUUCGUCUAACAAGAUGUAAAGAGAAAGAUUCAAAACUGAUGGAGAAGCUGCUGAACCAAACUGAUAUUGUGGUUUGUCCUGAAGGAACUACUUGCAGAGAACCAUAUCUUCUAAGGUUUAGUCCUUUGUUUGCAGAAAUGAGUGAUGAAAUAGUUCCUGUAGCUAUAGAUUAUUGUGUUAGCAUGUUCUAUGGAACAACAGCAAGUGGUUACAAGGCCUUGGAUCCAAUUUUCCUGCUCAUGAAUCCAAUUACCAACUGCUCUAUCAAGAUUCUAGACAAGCUACCAGGAUGUUUUACUUGUAGGGUUGGAGGGAAAUCCAAGUUUGAAGUAGCUAAUUAUGUUCAGUCAAAGAUUGGUAAAGUUUUAGGAUUUGAGUGCACUAGCUUAACAAGGAAAGAUAAAUAUAUCAUCUUGGCAGGUAAUGAGGGGACAAUAUAGGAGACUAGGGCCAUUAGUCACUUGAUGUGUGCUUUAUGAUAAGUGUAUUAGUGUUUCAUAUAUCAUUAACUAAUAACCGUAUCAAUAUUAUAUAUUCUUCAAAAGAUAA